CAUCCGGAUCAUUCAAGUCCCUGUCGUUAUAGCGAACAGGUGCUCCGACACAUAGCACAGCACUGAAUACGAAAACCAAAUAGCUACUGAUCAUUCAUAAUAUUCAGAAGAAGACUGAAUAAGCUUGAUAUUCCAACGCAGCAUUAAAAGAGAUUACAAAGUGUUUCGGCCAAAUUUAGAUAAGCAAUUGGAACCUGUCAGUAACCAAUUUUGCCCUAGAACGCAUGCGCAAACAUGAUCUCUUUCAAAAUGACUCCGUUACCAGACAUUGUGCGCGCUUGUCAAGUGGAGCUGGGAACAAGAGAAGUGGAGAAUCUUGAUGCUCGGAAAAGGAGACUGUUGGUAUCAACCAUUGCCAGCAAUGACAUCAACCUAACUGCUAAGUGAUGCUCAAGUACUGAAGGAGAAGGAACUCAUGAGGUUAUUGUAAUGUGAUGAUGCCAUGAAAACUGCUCAUGGUUUAUUUACUCAGGUGAAAGCAUCUUUCCUUUAUAUAACCAUCAGAUUCCAGGUUUGUCUUUCCCUAGUAUUAUCCAUCUUACUUUUACUACCUCCAACUUUUUUCUCUCUACGUAUAAGACAGUAACAAGUGGAAGCAAUUAACAGUCUUCAAAUGAAAGAGUGUUGAUGUGACAAUGUGGUUUGCCAUGGUGCUGUUUGGACAAUGCAAAUUUGCCGGUAUUUGCAUUGGCUGUACAAUUACAUCAGCACAAAGCACAUGUCUUGCUUUCACUUGACCUUCCUCUGUCAUUCCAAAGAAAUAUAGAAGAAUAAGAAAAGUUUUACUAAUUCUGUUAAAUUUCUUUGCAACAGCCACAACAGUAUCUCCAGCUUCUGCAACCACCAGUACUACCACUACCCCAACAAAGACAACACCUAUUUCAUCUACAACUACUUCAACUGGAAAAACUAUUACCAGUACAACUAGCCCAAGUAUUGACACCACCACCAUUAUUCCAAACACAAGAGCAACGACAAAAGCCAUGCUAUCCACAACGGCAACAACAGAAGAAGACAUAGUCAGUACAACUAGCACAGCUAUAAACACUACCAAUUGGCCAACAACAACAACAACAACAACAACAACAACAACAAUAAUAACAUCUUUGCCAUCCACAAGCACUUUGACAGGAAAACCCAUCACCAGUAGAACUAGCUCAAGUACCACCACAGUCAGUGCUCCAGCAACCACAACACCUGUUGCAACCAUAACCACUACAACUGGAAAAACCACUACUAGUACAACUAGCCUAAGCACUGAUACCACCACCAUUAUUCCAAACACAAGACCAACCACAAAAGCCAUGCUAUCCACCACAUCAACAACAGAAGAAGCCGUAGUCAGUACAACCAGUCCACGUAUAAGCACUACCAGUUUGCCAAAAACAACAAUAACAUCUGUUCCAUCCACAAGCACUUUGACAGGAAAACCCAUCACCAGUGGAACUAGUUCUAGUACCACCACAGUCAGUGUUCCAACAACUACAACGCCUAUUGUAACAAUACCCACUACAACUGGAAAAACCAUCACUAGUGUUACAAUUCCUGCUACCACAACUGUCACUUUUCCAACAACCACAGCGCCUGUUUCUUCCACGACAGCAAAAGAAGAAACCACCACCAGCACAACUAGUUCAGCUGCCACUACAACCACUGUACCAACAACCACAACACCUAUUCCAACCACAGCCACUGUAACUGGAAACCCCACUUCUAGUACCAUUGGCCCAACCACCACCACAGUCAGUGCUCCAGCAACCACAACACCUGUUGCAACCAUAACCACUACAACUGGAAAAACCAUUACUAGUACAACCAUUACUAGCCUAAGCACUGACACCACAUCAUCAACAGAAGAAGCCGUAGUCAGUACAACCAGUCCACGUAUAAGCACUACCAGUUUGCCAACAACAACAAUAACAUCUGUUUCAUCCACAAGCACUUUGACAGGAAAACCCAUCACCAGUAGAACUAGCUCUAGUACCACCAUAGUCAAUGUUCCAACAACCACAACCACAACAACUGGAAAAACCAUCACUAGUGUUACAAUUCCUGCUACUACAACUGUCACUUUUCCAACAACCACAGCGCCUGUUUCUUCCACGACAGCAAAAGAAAAAACCACCAUCAGUACAACUAGUUCAGCUGCCACUACUACCACUGUCCCAACAACCACAACACCUAUUCCAACCACAGCUACUGUAACUGGAAAACCCACUUCUAGUACCAUUGGCCCAACCACCACCACUGCUGUUGUCCCUAUAGCUAUAACACCUGUUUCAUCCACACCUACUAUAAAAACCAUCAUUAGCACCAAUAGCCCAACCACCACCAUUAUUGUUCCAUCAACAACUAACACAAUUGAAAAAACUACUAACUCAACCUCCAGUACUGCACAUGUUACAAUUAGCCCAACCACCAAAAGCACAUCAUUGUCUACAGUUGAAUCAUCCACAACAUCUUAUCACAUCACAACUGAAGUAGUACCAACAACUACAACUGGUCUUACACAGUCAACUGUGAUAACACCUACUCACAGAACUUCAAGAUCUGGGGAAUCUACCACAACACGCCAUUCAUCUUCAAGCCCUCCAGCUUCUUCAACAGACACUACUACCAAAACUUCAGUGACAAAGUUUACAGCUGGUCACACCAUGACUUCUCCAGCUACUACUAAAAGCUUUAUAACUACUGGUAUGCCACCCAGUACAACUCCUACCUACAAAAUUUCACCUUCAACUGGACAAACUAUUUCUCAACCGGGAACUAUUGUUGAAACCAAAUUAACUUCAACUACUGUGAUCACUGACGUUAAUGUUACUCCAAGUCCUACUGUUAUUAGCUCCCAAAUUACUGCAGAUACUUCUUCAAAUGUCAGCCCAAUAACUUCUAGACCGGUAACUUCCACGAGUCAAGCAGCCACUGUGGGACUAAGCACAACUGAACUUAAAACAAUCACUUCACCCAGAACCUACACAACCUCUGCAACUAUGGGAACUACGAUUGCUGCAGGUCCUGUGACUUCCCUUGAAACAACUUUGCUACAGACCUCUGAACAAACAACUACACCUGGUACAACAGUCAGGACUGAUUCCUCAACUAUGAUAAACCCAACUACCACUGGACCUACGACUACUACAGUUAAAAAUAAAACUACCUCGCCAAUAACUUCAAGACCUACUACAUUUACUGAGAUUACUAUUCCAAAAUCCUCAAAAACUGAAACUUCAGAGACAAAAUUUACAGCUGGUCAUACUACGACUUCUCCUGCUACUACUAAAAGAUUUAUAACUACUGAUAUGCCACCUAGUAUAACUCCUACCUACAAAAUAACACCAUCAGCUGGACAAACUAUUUCUCAACCGGGAACUAUUGUUGAAACCAAAUCAACUUCAACUACUGUGAUCACUGACGUUAAUGUUACUCCAGGUCCUACUGUUAUUAGCUCCCAAAUUACUGCAGAUACAUCUUUAAAUGUCAGCCCAAUAACUACUAGACCUGCAGCUUCCACGAGUCGAGCAGCCACUAUGGGACUAAGUACAACUGGACUUAAAACAAUCACUUCACCAAGAACCUCCACAAUCUCUGCAACUGUGGGAACUACAAUUGCUGCAGGUCCUUUGACUUCUCUUGAAACAACUUUGCUACAGACCACCGAACAAACAGCUACACCUGCUAAAACAGUCAGGACUGAUUCAUCAACUAUGAUUUACCCAACUACCACAGGACCUACGACUACUACAGUUAAAAAGAAAACUACCUCACCAUUAACUUCAAGACCUACUACAUUUACUGAGAUUACUAAUACAAAAUCUUCAAAAACCGAAACUUCAGUAUCACAAUUUACAGCUGGUCACUCCACGAUUUCUCCAUCUACUUCUAAAAGCUUUAUAACUACCGGUAUGCCACCUAGUACAACUCCUACCUACAAAAUUCCACCUUCAACUGGACAAACUAUUUCUCAACCGGGAACUAUUGUUGAAACCAAAUCAACUUCAACUACUGUGAUCACUGACGUUAAUGUUACUCCAGGUCCUACUGUUAUUAGCUCCCAAAUUACUGCAGAUACUUCUUUAAAUGUCAGCCCAAUAACUACUAGACCUGCAGCUUCCACGAGUCGAGCAGCCACUAUGGGACUAAGUACAACUGGACUUAAAACAAUCACUUCACCCAGAACCUCCACAAUCUCUGCAACUGUGGGAACUACAAUUGCUGCAAUUCCUUUGACUUCCCUUGAAACAACUUUGCUACAGACCUCUGAACAAACAACUACUCCUGCUACAACAGGCAGGACUGAUCGCACAACUACAAUUAACCCAACUACCACUGAACCUACGACUACUGCAGUUAAAAAGAAAACUAGCUCACCAAUAACUUCAAGACCUACGACGUUCACUGAAAUUACUAAUACAAAAUCUUCAAAAACCGUGAGAACCUCAACAAUCACCCCUGCUGUUCCAGUACCACCUGUUCCCACAACUACAAAAGGAAUCAUCCCUGAUGCAUCAAAAACAACUGAUAUUUUACCAACAGUCACCCCUCCAGUGGUGACCACUACUCAAGAGAGAACCUCAACAAUCAUCCCUGAUGUUCCGGUAACACCUAUUCCCACAACUACAAAAGCUAUUAUCCCUGAUGUUACAGUAUCAUCUGUUCCUACAACUACGAAAGCAAUCAUCCCUGAUGCAUCAAAAGCAUCUACUAUUUUACCAACAGGUACACCUCCAGUGGUGACCACUACUCAAGAGACAACCUCAACAAUCAUCCCUGAUACAUCAAAAGCAACUGAUAACUUACCAACAGUUACCCCUCCAGUGGUGACCAGUACUCAAGAGACAACCUCAACAGUCAUCCCUGAUGUUCCGGUAUCAUCUGUUCCCACAACUACGAAAGCAAUCAUCCCUGAUGUUCCAGUACCAUCUGUUCCCACAACUACAAAAGCAAUCAUCCCUGAUGUUCCAGUAUCAUCUGUUCCCACAACUACAAAAGCAGUCAGCCCUAAUGUUCCAGUAUCAUCUGUUCCCACAACUACAAAAGUAAUCAUCCCUGAUGCAUCAAAAGCAACUGAUAUUUUACCAACAGUUGCCCCUCCAGUGGUGACCACUACUCAAGUGUCAUCUGCUCCUACAACUACAAAAGCCGUCAUCCCUGAUGUUCCAGUAUCAUCUGUUCCUACAACUACAAAAGCAAUCAUCCCUGGUGUUCCCGUAACAUCUGUUCCCACAACUACAAAAGCAAUCAUCCCUGAUGUUCCUGUAACAUCUGCUCCCACAACUACAAAAGCCGUCAUCCCUGAUGUUCCAGUAUCAUCUGUUCCCACAACUACAAAAGCAAUCAUCCCUGAUGUUCCUGUAACAUCUGCUCCCACAACUACAAAAGCCGUCAUCCCUGAUGUUCCAGUAUCAUCUGUUCCCACAACUACAAAAGCAAUCAUCCCUGAUGUUCCUGUAACAUCUGCUCCCACAACUACAAAAGCCGUCAUCCCUGAUGUUCCAGUAUCAUCUGUUCCCACAACUACAAAAGCAAUCAUCCCUGAUGUUCCUGUAACAUCUGUUCCCACAACUACACAAGCAAUCAUCCCUGAUACAUCAAAAGCAACUGAUAUUUUACCAUCUGUUACCCCUCCAGUGGUGACCAGUACUCAAGAGAGAACCCCAACAACCAUCCCUGCUGUGGCAACGAUAAUCACCCCUGCUGUUCCAAUAACAGCUGUUCCCACAACUACAAAAGCAAACAUCCCUGAUGUAACAACAGUGGUGACCACUACUCAAGAAAUUACUGUCUUCAAGUACUUUGGUCUGGUUGAAGGUGGACCUUCAUCUGCUGUUAUCGUUUUUGAUGUCAGUAUCAUUGUCUACAUGGCCCAAAUGAAAACAACAAGAUUUACAUUCAUCUUCCAAGUACAAACAUCCGGGGCAAGCAGCACGACCUAUGCAGCACAAACAAAGAAAACCAAGAAGUCUCGCCAAGCGUCAACAAAUUCUGACGCCUCUCAGGGGAUGAUGGUGAACGCUCUGGAAGCAGGAGAUUCAAGCCCUUUUCAGUCUCAAAUGGAGAACACAGAAAAUGUCACAUCCACCAAAGCAGAGGAUGUCAAAUGCAUGUAUACCAUGAAGUUAGUUAUUAUGAAGGUUGAAUUUAGAUACAAGAAUGGAAGCCUCAUUCCUGGCUGUGAUCCUGAUAAUCAAGCCAAUGCUUCACCGCCUUACAUUGAAAUAGAAGACCAGUAUAACAGAACCACCAGAUUUUGCCGGGUCACCUCCCAAAAUAAUACUAUAUAUACUUUUGGAGAUCUAGCUAAGGGGACACUUGUUACCACUGGAGCUGCGGACAUAGUUCCAGAUAUUCAGAUCGUUCAAGAGAGACUCCCAUAUUGUUGUGGUGGUACUUUUUAUGCAUCCUACCAAGAUGAACUCCUCACAACAGAUCAUUAUGCAACUAGCCCUGAUUACCCUCUCAACUACAAGUCUAACAUGAGAUGUCCCUAUAUAUUCAGAUGCAUUCCAACACCACCAGCCAAAAACUGUAGUAUACAAAUCGACUUCAUCGACUUUAGACUUGAUGCAUCAAACGCCCAAGCAGGGACCAGUAAGAACAACAAAAAUGUGCGUGCUGCCUCUACUGGCGUAGUUCCUCCUAACCAAGGAUUCAAGAAUUGCGGCAGGAAAGAUUAUGUACGGGUGGCCAAGUGUGGCAGCAUUACUGGAUAUGAAAGUCAGCUGUACUGCAGUGGUCGAGAGCCUUUCAAAUCAUGGACUGCAGAGAAUGAGAUUCUUGUCUAUUUCAAAUCAGAUGAAAAACUCGAAGACUCAGGAUUUGUUUUAUCAUACACUGCACUCGAUACAAAUUACGGAAUAUACACACCGGCAGAAAUUAAUUCUACUUGCCGCUGCGGUCAGGCUAUUCCUUCACGGGUCAGAGCUGAGAGUGAAAAGCUCAUUCAAUCAGGAUCUAAAGAAAAGGGCAGUAAGAAGACGAAAGCCGCAAAGCAAAAGGCGUUGAAGUCAAAGCGAAGAAAAGCCAGUGCGAGUAAAGACAGCCGUGUUAAUAAGUCUGUUAUGAGUAAAGGAAAUCUUCAGUUCAAAGAAGGUGUGAAAGAAAUUAAAAACAAAAAAGGAAAAAAGAAAACACAAACAAUACAAACUGGAAAUAAAAAGGGAAAAAAGAAAACACAAACAAUUCAAACUGGAAACAAAAAGGGAAAAAAGAAAACACAAACAAUUCAAGUUGGAAACAAAAAGGGAAAAAAGAAAACACAAACAAUUCAAGCUGGAAACAAAAAGGGAAAAAAGAAAACACAAACAAUUCAAACUGGAAAAGCCAAAAGUAAAGUGAAAAGGAAAAGAUUCAAGAAAUCUAAAAAGAAAUCAAAGAAAAAAAAGACUACUGCACCAAAGAAAGGAUAUAAAACUGGUAAAGCGAAAAGUAUUACUGCCGCUACAGGAAAUCAACCAAAGACUAAGAUAACCAAAACGAACAAAAAAGGUGCACGAAGACCUAAGAAAAAAAAAUAUAAAGGGAAUAAAUUAUUAAAGUCAAAAAGUCUAAAAUCGAAAAAAGCAAAAAACAGGCCUGGAGAGUCAAGAGUCUAUAAAGGAAAAAAGAUUAAAGAUCCAAAAGAAUCAUCAUUCAUAGUGACUAUCCUUCAGCGAGUACUAAACAAAAAAAACAAAAAGCCAAAAAGUAAAAAUAGAAUGAAACGUCAAAGUGGUCAAGGAAGAAAAAAGAAGAAUACUUACAAAAUUGCUCGGCAAUGUGUAGGAGUUGCAGUGAAUGAACGUUUCAUACUAACAUCAACAGCUUGUUGUACAUACUGUCGGUAUGCGUGGGAAAAAAAAUUCAAGAAGAAGCAGACCACAACAAUAUCUGGGGUGUUAUCUAGAUUGAAAAGUGGAGCUGCUGUACAAAUGAGGAAUAACAGUGUUGGGAAUAAACGAAACAAAAACAAGAAAAAGAGACAGAAAGUAUCCAAGAUACAAAAUAAAAAGAAAAAAGAAAAUGUUCGUAAUAAAAGCCAAAAAGAUAAAUCCAACAAAAAGAAAACUCGUAAAAAAAAGAAUACCAACGUAAGUAAAAUUAAAAGUGAAGGAAACAAAAAAGGAAACAAAAAGAAAACUCUACGGAAGAAAAAUAAGAAAAAAUACAGUAUUACAUCCAAACAACAAUCAAAAGGUGGUAAAACUCAAAAGAUUGGUAAUCUGAAACCUACGGAAAAAUCAAAGAAACAGUUUUCUAAAAGCAAAUUAGAAAAAGCAAAAUCUGUGAAGAAAGGGGUACGGCAAAAUAAUAAUGACAAGAAGAAGAAGAAGAAGAAGAAGAAGAAGAAGAAGAAGAAGAAGAAAGGUGGAUUCCGAGCCCCCAAAAAGAAUGAUAUAUAUGUUAUGCCAGGACAAUUCCAGAUAAAACCAAACAAAUUUAAUACUUAUAAAAUUGUGAAACCGAAACGGUUAUAUCUCCCUGAAGAAUGUGUAUUAAGAAUGAAUGAUAAGAAGACAGAUGAUGGGAAGAAGUUGUACAGAGCGGAGUGUCCAGUAAUCAUAGAGGUUAAGAAAUCAAUGGUUAUUGGAGAGAAUGCUGUCACUCCAAUUUGUCUCCCAGGUUUUGAAACUAUUGACAUUAGCAGCAGCGUAGGUGCCUCCAUUGGCUACGGCAAAAAGAACAAAAAUGCCAAAAAGAUGGUAGUAAAGCCUAAGAUUCUCACGGGUAUCAAGGAGAAGUCAACAAGCGAGUGCCAGACCUCUCUUAAGAGAAUUCUUCCUGAAGAUAUGUUCUGUACGCAUGUUCCGACAACUGGUGGCUCAAACUGUAUAGGUGACGAAGGAAGUCCAUUUAUAUUAUACACACCAACGAGUGCUGGUUAUGGAGAACACAUUACCGUAGGGGCUUUACUGGCGGGGUCAGGAUGUCCUAAAGUAAAGAAAAAGAAACCAAAGGCUAAAGUAGUUUCAAGGAACAGAAAAAAAACUCUUAACAAAAGGAAACAAAAAUCUGAUAAGAGGUCAAAAAAUCUGCCAAGAAAAAAGCACUUUCCCAGAAUAAAUAAGUCCGGUAAAGCAAAACAUAAGAUAGUUAAGAAGAUGGUGAAAUCUCAAAGUCAAAAGAAACCAGUUAAAAGGAAAAGUGGAACAAAAGUAACUAAAAGAGACAGACUAUAUGACAUUGACAGAGUCAUAGAAAUAAAUCGUAAAACUGGACGUGCCCUUGUAAGACAAACUACAGGUACAGGGAAAAAGAAGAAGAAGAAGAAGAAAAAGAGCGUAAAGCAGCCCAAGAAAUACAACAAACUAUACAAUAAUGGAAAAGGUAUCGAUACAUGGGUAUCUCUCACACGUUACAUGACCUGGAUUGUCAAGAUUGUCUUCGCCGGCGAUGACACAUUACUUUGCCAACGACCUCUUGACUUAAAUUCAGCAGCAGAGGUUAUGAACAAAACUCUCCAAAGCGAUGAAUGCUCUGUUCCUACAACGGAACCGCAGGGUGGAUUCACAUUCAGCUCCACAACCGUGUAAGGACUCCAUACAGUGAAGCUGUUAGAAGUGCUUCCAUCAGCUGUAUGGUUGUGCAGGUUCAUCCUAUGGAAGAGAACAUCAUAGAAAGAAUUUAGCUCAUAGCAUCAUUUGUAGAAUUCUUGUUACUGUGGAAGCUUAGCAUUGUAAUUGGUACAUAUUGGGAAAAUCUUGUUACUAAUCAGAUUCUGCUUUAUCUUACUAAGGUGAUCAACUUUAGUGACAAAAUGGAUACUGAACCCUUGUUCAUUGUGGAGAAAGUGAGUGGCAAAGAAUUUAAGUGUUUGUUAGCAAGAAUCUGAAUGAUUUGAGUUUUUGUCCAUUAUCUGUAUAAUUUUCUGAUAAAGCAUUUAGAUGUAAGCCGACCUUUUACAUUUUGAUGUGUAACAGCGAUGUUCUUGUUGAGAUAAUACCAGCAAAAGAAGUAACAUGUGAUUUGAAAACACAUAGUUCAGAUUGUUAAAAUUCUUUUCUUGCAGUUGAUUUAGCAAUUUGGUCUUCAAUGGUCGGCAAUAAAAUUUUACUACUACUAA
Messenger RNA from Macrobrachium nipponense, 10039 nucleotides. RefSeq names its product mucin-2-like. The transcript is spliced from 26 exons. The record is from RefSeq and is a predicted model, not a curated record. NCBI's taxonomy places the organism in Eukaryota, Metazoa, Arthropoda, Malacostraca, Decapoda, Palaemonidae. Bases 984 to 9509 code for a protein of 2841 amino acids.